AUGAAUAACUCUAACAAAAGAUGCAGUUGGAGUGCUGCAGAAAUUGCUACAUUGGUUGAUUCUGUUAAAGAAAAUAAUAUAAUGAAACUCCUUGAUGGGAAACGAUACAGAAACGCAGAUAUUUAUGAAGUUGUAAGACUGGACUUAGAAAAAAUUGGUUCAUCUAAAACGGUUGCUCAAGUUCGAGCCAAGUGGAAGGCGCUCAAAAGUGGCUAUUCUGAGAAGAACCGUUUCAACAAGAUAAGUGGAAGCAACCGGAUGUCUUGUGAUUCAGAAAAAGAUUUAGAUGAAGUCCUUGGAACUCGUCCAUCUAUAAAACCACUGGACUUUGGAACAGACUCGACAAAAGAAAAUGAUAUGGAGUUCAUUGAUGAAGUUGAAGAAAAUAUAACAAGUGUUAACGAAGAAAAUGAAGAUGUCAGUUAUGAAGUAGUUUACCAGCAAGAGGACCAGUUAGACUCAAGUUCAACACAGAAAAAUGAAACAAAAACUCUAUCCCAAAAAAGAGAAUUUCGACGUAAAACUAGAAAUUCUGGCGACUUAUUGAACAUAAUGGAUUCUUUUCAUAAGACUAUGGAAGGACAUAAAGAUUUCAUUAGAGAAGAGAAUGAAAAACAGAGAAAAUGGGAGGAAGAUCUACUAAAAGCUGAACAAGAACAAGCACAGAAAGACAAAGCAGAAUUUACUAGCCUUCUGACAAGUUUACUGAAGCCUAGAGAUUAA
Molecule: messenger RNA, 723 nt
Organism: Metopolophium dirhodum (rose-grain aphid)
Lineage: Eukaryota; Metazoa; Arthropoda; Insecta; Hemiptera; Aphididae
Exons: 4
Coding region: 1-723 (240 amino acids)
Source: RefSeq, a predicted model, not a curated record